ACCACCCCCAUAGGGGGCGGGGCCUCAAGGCUCAGCGCUCGAACUGGCUCCAGAGCCAUGAGUUGGGAGUGCAAGAGCGGAAGAAACGCGGCUGGUACCCCGGAAGCAGUCGCUGCAACUUCCGGGAGGUGCUUGUGUGCCUUGUGCGGGAGCUACGGGGCCCAGGGAUUGUGUUUGAAGUAGUGCUUCUACUAACAUGUCCCGUGGUUCCAGCGCCGGUUUUGACCGCCACAUUACCAUUUUUUCACCCGAGGGUCGGCUCUACCAAGUAGAAUAUGCUUUUAAGGCUAUUAACCAGGGUGGCCUUACAUCAGUAGCUGUCAGAGGGAAAGACUGUGCAGUAAUUGUCACACAGAAGAAAGUACCUGACAAAUUAUUGGAUUCCAGCACAGUGACUCACUUAUUCAAGAUAACUGAAAACAUUGGUUGUGUGAUGACCGGAAUGACAGCUGACAGCAGAUCCCAGGUACAGAGGGCACGCUAUGAGGCAGCUAACUGGAAAUACAAGUAUGGCUAUGAGAUUCCUGUGGACAUGCUGUGUAAAAGAAUUGCCGAUAUUUCUCAGGUCUACACACAGAAUGCUGAAAUGAGGCCUCUUGGUUGUUGUAUGAUUUUAAUUGGUAUAGAUGAAGAGCAAGGCCCUCAGGUAUAUAAGUGUGAUCCUGCAGGUUACUACUGUGGGUUUAAAGCCACUGCAGCAGGAGUUAAACAAACUGAGUCAACCAGCUUCCUUGAAAAAAAAGUGAAGAAGAAAUUUGAUUGGACAUUUGAACAGACAGUGGAAACUGCAAUUACAUGCCUGUCUACUGUUCUAUCAAUUGAUUUCAAACCUUCAGAAAUAGAAGUUGGAGUAGUGACAGUUGAAAAUCCUAAAUUCAGGAUUCUUACAGAAGCAGAGAUUGAUGCUCACCUUGUUGCUCUAGCAGAGAGAGACUAAAACAUUGUUGUUAGUUUACCAGAUCCGUGAUGCCACUUACCUGUGUGUUUCGUAACAACAAACCAACAUUAUGGAGGUCCCUGGAUUGAAAAAGGAGCCUCUCCCACUCCUCCUACCACCGAAGUGGUUAGGACUCUAUAUAAAUAAAAAUAAGGCUUUUGGAAAAUAA
Messenger RNA from Pongo pygmaeus (Bornean orangutan), 1106 nucleotides. RefSeq names its product proteasome 20S subunit alpha 6 (gene PSMA6). The transcript has 7 exons. Lineage: Eukaryota; Metazoa; Chordata; Mammalia; Primates; Hominidae. The record is from RefSeq and is a predicted model, not a curated record. The coding region runs from base 197 to 937 and encodes 246 amino acids. Gene Ontology annotation, cellular component: proteasome core complex, alpha-subunit complex; proteasome core complex. Gene Ontology annotation, biological process: ubiquitin-dependent protein catabolic process.